This is a messenger RNA of Linum trigynum, 6231 nucleotides long. NCBI's taxonomy places the organism in Eukaryota, Viridiplantae, Streptophyta, Magnoliopsida, Malpighiales, Linaceae. The record is from the annotation of a GenBank genome assembly.
CGGAAUCGGCCUGAGGCUAUUCUCCAACGAUGAUUGAUUCCAUUAAGCAUUGAUUUAGGCGGAAUUAUUCUGGGUCAAUUUUUGGCAGAUUCCAAAGGGGUACCAUCACAGAUUUCGGACGAUUUAUCCGAAAUGCUAUUAUCUUUCGAUUCCGGAGGCUACAGAUCACGAAAUCAAGCCGAGGCUUUUCUCCACUGAUAAUGAAGUCUAUUGAUCCUAUUCUCCACGGAUGAUAAGUCCGUUAAGCAUCGAUUUGGGCCAAUUAAUUUUCGGAUGGCAUUUUCGUAAUUUCUUAGGCUACGAAACGCCAUUUUCUUUUGGAUAUUGAAGGCUACAGAUCACGGAUUCGGCUUGAGGCUAUUCUCCAACGAUUAUUGAGUCCAUUAAGCACUAAUUUGGGCGGCUUUAUUCCGGGUCAAUUUUUGGCAGAUUCCAAAGGGGUCCAUCACAGAUUUCGGUAAAUUUAUCCAAAAUGCCAUUUUCUUUCGAUUCCGGAGGCUACAGAUCACGAAAUCAGGUCGAGGCUAUUCUCCACCGAUAAUGAAGUCUAUUGAUCCCAUUCUAAACGGAUGAUAAGUCUGUUAAGCAUCGAUUUGGGCCAAUUUAUUUUUGGAUGGCAUUUUUGUAAUUUCUUGGGCGACGAAAGGCCAUUUUCUUUGGAUAUUGAUGGCUACAGAUCACGGAUUCGGCUUGAGGCUAUUCUACAACGAUUAUUGAGUCCAUUAAGCACCGAUUUGGGCGAAUUUAUUCCAGGCCAAUUUUUGGCAGAUUCCAAAGGGGUACCAUCAUAGUUUUCAGGCGAUUUAUCUAAAAUGCCAUUUUCUUUCUAUUCUGGAGGCUACAGAUCACGAAAUCAUUCCGAGGCUUUACUCCACCGAUAAUGAAGUCUGUUGAUCCUAUUCUCCAUGGAUGAUAAGUCCGUUGAGCAUCGAUUUGGGCCAAUUUAUUUUCGGAUGACAUUUUCGUAAUUUCUUGGGCGAUGAAAUGCCAUUUUCUUAGGAUAAUGAAGGCUACAGAUCACGGAUUCGGCCUGAGGCUAUUCUCCAACGAUGAUUGAGUACAUUAAGCACCGAUUAGGGCGGAUUUAUUACAGGUCAAUUUUUUGCAGAUUCCAAAGGGGCAGCAUCACAGAUUUCGGGCGAUUUAUCCGAAAUGCCAUUUUCUAUCGAUUCUGGAGGCUACAGAUCACGGAAUCAGGCCGAGGCUUUUCUCCACCGAUAAUGAAGUCUAUUGAUCCUAUUCUCCAUGGAUGAUAAGUCCGUUGAGCAUCGAUUUGGACCAAUUUAUUUUCGGAUGGCAUUUUCGUAAUUUCUUGGGUGACGAAAGGCCAUUUUCUUUUGGAUAUUGAAGGCUACAGAUCACGGAUUCGGCCUGAGGUUAUUCUCCAACGAUGAUUGAGUCCAUUAAGCACCGAUUAGGGCGGAUUUAUUCCGGGUCAAUUUUUGGCAGAUUCCAAAGUGGUACCAUCACAGAUUUUGGGCGAUUUAUCCGAAAUACCAUUUUCUUUCGAUUCUGGGGGCUACAGAUCACGGAAUCAUGCCGAGGCUUUUCUCCACCGAUAAUGAAGUCUAUUGAUCCUAUUCUCCAUGGAUGAUAAGUCCGUUGAGCAUCGAUUUAGGCCAAUUUAUUUUCGGAUGACAUUUUCGUAAUUUCUUGGGCGACGAAAGGCCAUUUUCUUUGGAUAUUGAAGGCUACAGAUCACGGAUUCGCCCUGAGGCUAUUCUCCAAUGAUGAUUGAUUCCAUUAAGCACCGAUUUAGGCGGAUUUAUUCAGGUUCAAUUUUUGGCAGAUUCCAAAGAGGUACCAUCACAGCUUUCGGCCGAUUUAUCCGAAAAAACAUUUUGUUUCGAUUCUGGAGGCUACAGAUCAUGGAAUCAAGCCGAGGCUAUUCACCACCGAUAAUGAAGUCUAUUGAUCCUAUUCUCCACGGAUGAUAAGUCCGUUAAGUAUCGAUUUAGGCCAAUUUAUUUUCGGAUGGCAUUUUCGUAAUUUCUUGUGCGACGAAAGGCCAUUUUCUUUGGAUAUUGAAGGCUACAGAUCACGGAUUCGGCCUGAGGCUAUUCUCCAACGAUGAUUGAUUCCAUUAAACAUCGAUUUAGGAGGAAUUAUUCUGGGUCAAUUUUUGGCAGAUUCCAAAGGGGUACCAACACAGAUUUCGGACGAUUUAUCUGAAAUGCUAUUAUCUUUCGAUUCUGGAGGCUACAGAUCACGGAAUCAAGCCGAGGCUUUUCUCCACUGAUAAUGAAGUCUAUUGAUCCUAUUCUCCACGGAUGAUAAGUCCGUUAAGCAUCGAUUUGGGCCAAUUUAUUUUCGGAUGGCAUUUUCGUAAUUUCUUAGGCGACGAAAGGCCAUUUUCUUUUGGAUAUUGAAGGCUACAGAUCACGGAUUCGGCUUGAGGCUAUUCUCCAACGAUUAUUGAGUCCAUUAAGCACUAAUUUGGGCGGAUUUAUUCCGGGUCAAUUUUUGGCAGAUUCCUAAGGGGUCCGUCACAUAUUUCGGUAAAUUUAUCCAAAAUGCCAUUUUCUUUCGAUUCCGGAGGCUACAGAUCACGGAAUCAGGCCGAGGCUAUUCUCCACCGAUAAUGAAGUCUAUUGAACCUAUUCUAAACGGAUGAUAAGUCUGUUAAGCAUCGAUUUGGGCCAAUUUAUUUUUGGAUGGCAUUUUCGUAAUUUCUUGGGCGACGAAAGGCCAUUUUCUUUGGAUAUUGAAGGCUACAGAUCACGGAUUCGGCCUGAGGCUAUUCUCCAACGAUGAUUGAGUCAAUUAAGCAACGAUUUUGGCGAAUUUAUUCCGGGCCAAUUUUUGGCAGAUUAUAAAGGUGUACCAUCACAGAUUUCGGCCGAUUUAUCCGAAAUGCCAUUUUCUUUCUAUUCUAGAGGCUACAAAUCACGGAAUCAGGCCGAGCCUUUUCUCCACCGAUAAUGAAGUCUAUUGAUCCUAUUCUCCACAAAUGAUAAGUCCGUUAAGCAUCGAUUUGGGCCAAUUUAUUUUCGGAUGGCAUUUUCGUAAUUUCUUGGGCGGCGAAAGGCCAUUUUCUAUGUAUAUUGAAGUCUACAGAUUACGGAUUCGACCUGAGGCUAUUCUCCAACCAUGAUUGAGUCCAUUAAGCACCGAUUUGGGCGGAUUUAUUCCGGGUCAAUUUUUUGCAGAUUCCAAAGGGGUAUCACAAAUUUCGGCCGAUUUAUCCGAAAUGCCAUUUUCUUUCGAAUCUGGAGGCUACAGAUCACGGAAUCAGGCUGAGGCUAUUCUCCACCGAUAAUGAAGUCUAUUGAUCCUAUUCUCCAUGGAUGAUAAGUCCGUUGAGCAUCGAUUUGGGCCAAUUUAUUUUUGGAUGGCAUUUUCGUAAUUUCUUGGGCGACGAAAGGCCAUUUUCUUUUGGAUAUUGAAGGCUACACAUCACGGGUUCGGACUGAGGCUAUUCUCCAACGAUGAUUGAGUCCAUUAAGCACCGAUUUGAGCGGAUUUAUUCCGGGUUAAUUUUUGGCUGAUUCCAAAGGGGUACCAUCACAGAUUUCGGUCGAUUUAUUCGAAAUACCAUUUUCUUUCGAUUCUGGAGGCUACAGAUCAGGAAUCAAGCCGAGGCUUUUCUCCACCGAUAAUGAAGUCUAUUGAUCCUAUUCUCCACUGAUGAUAAGUCCGUUAACCAUCGAUUUGGGCCAAUUUACUUUUGGAUGGCAUUUUCGUAAUUUCUUGGGCGACGAAAGGCCAUUUUCUUUGGAUAUUGAAGUCUACAGAUCACAGAUUCAGCCUGAGUUUAUUCUCCAACUAUGAUUGAGUCGAUUAAGCACCGAUUUGAGCGGAUUUAUUCCGGGCUAAUUUUUGGCAGAUUCCAAAGGGGUACCAUCACAGAUUUCGGGCGAUUUAUCUAAAAUGCCAUUUUCUUUCUAUUCUGGAGGCUACAGAUCACGGAAUCAGGCCGAGGCUUUUCUCCACUGAUAAUGAAGUCUAUUGAUCCUAUUCUCCACGGAUGAUAAUUCCGUUAAGCAUCGAUUUGGGCCAAUUUACUUUUGGAUGGCAUUUUCGUAAUUUCUUGGGCGACGAAAGGCCAUUUUCUAUGUAUAUUGAAGGCUACAGAUUACGGAUUCGGCCUGAGGCUAUUCUCCAACCAUGAUUGAGUCCAUUAAGCACCGAUUCGGGCGGAUUUAUUCCGGGUCAAUUUUUGGCAGAUUCCAAAGGGGUACCAUCACAGAUUUCGGCCGAUUUAUCCGAAAUGCCAUUUUGUUUCGAUUCUGGAGGCUACAGAUCACGGAAUCAGGACGAGGCUAUUCUCCACCGAUAAUGAAGUCUAUUGAUCCUAUUCUCCACGGAUGAUAAGUCUGUUAAGCAUCGAUUUGGGCGAAUUUAUUUUCGGAUGGCAUUUUCGUAAUUUCUUGGGCGACGAAAGGCCAUUUUCUAUGUAUAUUGAAGGCUACAGAUUACGGAUUCGGCCUGAGGCUAUUCUCCAACCAUGAUUGAGUCCAUUAAGCACCGAUUCGGGCGGAUUUAUUCCGGGUCAAUUUUUGGCAGAUUCCAAAGGGGCAGCAUCACAGAUUUCGGGCGAUUUAUCCGAAAUGCCAUUUUCUUUCGAUUCUGGAGGCUACAGAUCACGGAAUCAGGCUGAGGCUAUUCUCCACCGAUAAUGAAGUCUAUUGAUCCUAUUCACCAUGGAUGAUAAGUCCGUUGAGCAUCGAUUUGGGCCAAUUUAUUUUCGGAUGGCAUUUUCGUAAUUUCUUGGGCGACGAAAGGCCAUUUUCUUUUGGAUAUUGAAGGCUACACAUCACGGGUUCGGCCUGAGGCUAUUCUCCAACGAUGAUUGAGUCCAUUAAGCACCGAUUUGGGCGGAUUUAUUCCAGGUCAAUUUUUGGCAGAUUCGAAAGGGUACCAUCACAGAUUUCGGGCGAUUUAUCCGAAAUGCCAUUUUCUUCCGAUUCUCGAGGCUACAUUUCACGAAAUCAGGCCGAGGCUAUUCUCCGCCGAUAAUGAAGUCUAUUGAUCCUAUUCUCCACGAAUGAUAAGUCCGUUAAGCAUCGAUUUGGGACAAUUUAUUUUCGGAUGGCAUUUUCGUAAUUUCUUGGGCGACGAAAGGCCAUUUUCUUUGGAUAUUGAAGGCUACAGAUCACGGAUUCAGCCAGAGGCUAUUCUCCAACCAUGAUUGAGUCCAUUAAGCACCGAUUUGGGCGGAUUUAUUUCGGGUCAAUUUUUGGCAGAUUCCAAAGGGCAUAUAAUCCGUGCUGAAUACGAUCAAUAGACUUCAUUAUCGGUGGAGAAUAGCCUUGGCCUGAUUCCGUGAUCUUUAGCCUCCGGAAUCGAAAGAAAAUGGCAUUUCUUAAAAAUCGACCAAAAUUUGUGAUGGUAUCCCUUUGGAAUCAAGCAAAAAUUGAACCAUAAUAAUUCCGCCCAACUCGGUUCUUAAUGGACUUAAUUAUCAUUGAAGAAUACCCUCAGGCCGAAUCCGUGAUCUGUAGCCUUCAAUAUCAAAUGAAAAUGGCCUUUCGCCGUAGAAAAAAUAACAAAAAUUCCAUCCGAAAAUAAAUUGGCCCAAAUCAGUGCUUAAUGGGGUUAUUAUUCGUGUUGAAUAAGAUCAAUAGAUUUCAUUAUCGGUGGAAUUUAACCACGGCCUAAUUCUGUGAUCUUUAGCCUCCAAAAUCGAAUGAAAAUGACAUUUCGGAAAAAUCGCCCGAAAUCUACAAUGGUACCCCUUUGGAAUCUGCCAAAAAUUGACCCAUAAUAAAUCCGCCCAAAUCGGUGCUUAAUGGCCUUAAUCAUCGUUGAAGAAUAUCCUCAGGCCGAGUCCGUGAUCUGUAGCCUUCAAUAUCCAAAGAAAAUGAUGUUUCGUUGCCAAAAAAAUAACGAAAAUGCCAUCCAGAAAUAAAUUGGCCCAAAUCGGUGCUUAAUGGGCUUAUAAUCCGUGCUGAAUACGAUCAAUAGACUUCAUUAUCGGUGGAGAAUAGCAUCGGCCCGAUUCCGUGCUCUUUAGCCUCCAAAAUCGAAAGAAAAUGGCAUUUCAGAAAAAUCGACCGAAAUCUGUGAUGGUACCCCUUUGGAAUCUAGCAAAAAUUGACCCAGAAUAAAUCCGCCCAAAUCGAUGCUUAAUUGACUUAAUUAUCAUUGAAGAAUAGCCUCAAGCCGAAUCCGUGAUCUAUAGCCUUCAAUAUCAAAAGAAAAUGGCCUACCGUCGCCCAAAAAAUAACGAAAAUGCCAUCCGAAAAUAAAUUGGCCCGAAUCGGUGUUUAAUAAGCUUAUUAUCUGUGU